CUGUGAUUGCUGUGUUUGCUAUUAAAAAAUUUAAAAAUAUCAAAAUCAAAAACAUUGCUUGGUUAGCUAAUUGCCCAUUUUCUUUAGCAAAAUAAUGUUAAAGCAUCUGUCUGCAUAGGAAAUUCCUAACUCAAAACAAUUAAAACUAUGUCUACCAACACUGGCCGCAGCAGCAUCAGCCCCCCGUCCAGCUCCCCAGACGAAGAAGUCAUGAUUCAACAGAUCGACCCUGAUCGGUCCAGGUUUCCAUUCUGCAUUGUAUGGACGCCUAUUCCUGUACUAACAUGGAUCUUCCCAUUCCUGGGCCACAUGGGCAUUUGCAUGUCCAAUGGUGUGAUUAGGGACUUUGCAGGCCCGUACUUUGUGUCAGAAGACCUGAUGGCGUUCGGCAACCCCACCAAGUACUGGCAGCUGUCGGCCCACAAAGCCUCCGGAGGGGUGGACGGCUGGAACAGUGCAGUAUACGAGGCCAGCCAGAUAUACAAGAAAAGAAUGCACAUCCUGUUCUAUGACAACUGCCACUCGCAUGUGGCGAUGGCGCUGAACCUGAUGAACUACGACGGCUGCAAGAACUGGAACAUGGUGAAGCUCGCCUUCUACAUGCUGCUAAAGUCCAGAUAUGUCAGUUUCUGGGGAUUCCUGAAGACUUGGCUGCCAUUCUUUAUAAUAGUGGCAUUUAUUUUUAUCUUAGCAGCUGUUUUAUCAAAGGGAACUCAGAACAUAGUUCAGCUGCACUCAUUUCUAAAAUCCAUGCGCUAAGUCUGAUGUUAUGUUUAUUGCACUAUGAUGGCCACAGUAACUUUAACUAGCAAGAGAGCCAGAAUGAUAAUAUAUAUUACUCCCCUCCCUUCGUAUAUUGGUAAUCUAAGAUUCCUCCACUACUAUAAUAUCAGUAUUUAUAUUAUUUUUAAAGUUUGUGUGGGUUUAAAAAAAUAUUAUUACAUUUAUACAAAAUAAUUAUAUUAGUUAGGUAUUCAUUGUAAUUUUAUAUCAUAGGUCAUAGUUGUAUCAUCCAAGUAUUGUUUCAUUCCUGUGUGAAUAGUGUAUGAUUUAGCAUCUACAAAAUUAUUGGUUUAAGUUGCAAUAUAAUUAUAAUAUAUCUAGGUUCCAUUGUUUCAGUGAUAGCAAAAGGUCUGAUGAUGGUGAAUAAAUGUUUUUAUAGAACUAAAUAACACAUGUGGGAAUAAAACAGUUAUUUUAAAUA
Molecule: messenger RNA, 1204 nt
Organism: Plutella xylostella (diamondback moth)
Lineage: Eukaryota; Metazoa; Arthropoda; Insecta; Lepidoptera; Plutellidae
Product: transmembrane protein 222
Source: RefSeq, a predicted model, not a curated record